Messenger RNA from Suillus subaureus, 887 nucleotides. RefSeq lists its product as uncharacterized. The transcript has a single exon. The record is from RefSeq and is a predicted model, not a curated record. The annotation marks the transcript as partial. Lineage: Eukaryota; Fungi; Basidiomycota; Agaricomycetes; Boletales; Suillaceae.
GACGAUUUGCCUCUUCUCAUUGUGAAUAGCAGUUGAAGGAAAGUAAGAUAAGGUCCGACAUCAAUAACAGGCCAUUAAUGCCUCGAGGCAAUAUUUGUUCCAGUGUUGUGCGCGAGCGAUAAUCGAUAAUCAUUUGAAUUUCGACCUGAUCGUCCACUGUAUGAUUGUGACAAAAAUAGCCUGAGCCCAUCUCCACAAAGGUGUCCGAAAGAACUCCGAUGGGCGUCAACUGACCACGAACUCUUUGUUGACUCUUUGUUUGGCAUCUUCAAUAUCAACCUUCCUGUAACCUUAAGACAAAAGCGCUCGGAUGUCUCUUGCAGGAGAUCAUAGUUCAUCCAGGCGACAUUCACUGGGUGCGACAACCAUCCAACUUCAACAGUUGUCUGCCCGCCGACAUUUCUUCGUACAAGGCUCUGCCAUGCACAUUGUCACGUCUAUCUGAAGAUGAACUGCAUUCAUCUGUCUCCACGCUGCGAUAUCGAAACUGUACACCAACCUCGCCGUUCCUCGUUUCACGAACGCCAGACUGCAAUUACUUUGCAUUGCAUUUCCCCUCACAGAAGUCGGGUGGAGGCUUGGUCAAGAAGGGGACCUUAUGACAUCAAGGCAGACGGGCUACAGAACCUAUUGAUCACCAUGGAAGACACGCUGACUCGAUUCUCUCCUGCACAACCUAGUGGACAUUCUUGCUCAUCCGUUCAUUGAAUCGUCAUGGUCUUGAGCCGUUUGACUUUGCGGACGAGACACAGCGUGGAUGACUGGCCUGAGCCUGUAUCUCCCAUAGACCAUCCGGUCGACUGGGCUCCUGGAGACAAUGAGUCAGCUAUUCGAGAGUUGAGGGUUCUUGUUCGCCUCCGACAGCCUUUUGGCGCACUUUUGCUAGC